Messenger RNA from Penicillium pulvis, 861 nucleotides. RefSeq lists its product as uncharacterized. The coding region runs from base 1 to 861 and encodes 286 amino acids. The record is from RefSeq and is a predicted model, not a curated record. Gene Ontology annotation, molecular function: oxidoreductase activity. NCBI's taxonomy places the organism in Eukaryota, Fungi, Ascomycota, Eurotiomycetes, Eurotiales, Aspergillaceae. The transcript is spliced from 2 exons.
AUGUCUUCCUCUAUCCCACAGCAAGGGAUUUCCGACAUGCGCCAAAACGAUGUCAUCUAUCGAUCUCUAGCAUUGUCCUCGAUUGAAGAUGAUGCAAGCACCCGCCAGAAGUACCGACCAUUUAUUCUCGACAAUGAUGUCAAUGCCACCGAAGACUGGGUCAAUAACUUGGACCUGGCCACCGCUCUCAACAUGGCUGAGCAUGAUCUACAAAACACGAAAGAGAGACUUAAAGUUUUGGUACUUUAUGGUAGUCUCAGAAGCAGAUCUUAUUCACGACUAGUCGCAUUCGAAGCAUCUCGCAUCCUUUUUCGACUCGGUUGUGACGUGCGGGUCUUUGAUCCUGAAGGUCUGCCAGUGAAGAAUGAUCGUGAAAUAGACCACCCGAAAGUACAGGAACUCCGUAAACUCAGCGCCUGGAGCAACGGGCAUGUCUGGGUCUCGCCAGAGCAACACGGUAAUCUUACCGCAGUCUUCAAAAACCAAAUCGAUUGGAUCCCUUUGAGCACGGGGAGUGUCCGUCCCACCCAGGGUCGAACACUAGCUAUUGCUCAGGUGUGUGGUGGAUCUCAAUCCUUCAACGCCGUCAACUCUUUGCGUAUACUCGGUCGGUGGAUGCGCAUGUUUACUAUCCCGAAUCAAUCAUCAAUCCCGAAGGCGUAUACACAGUUCCCGGAUGAGGGUCAGCCAGGGGACCAGCGACUCAUGCCUAGUGGAAAUCGAGAUCGGUUGGUGGAUUGCAUGGAGGAAUUUGUCAAAUAUACUAUUCUGAUGCGACCGCAUAUGGAUCUUUUUGGAGAUCGGUUUAGCGAACGGGAAGAGAAGAAGCUAAAGGAGGCUCAGAUGAACGCAACUAGAUAG